This is a messenger RNA of Phalaenopsis equestris, 2548 nucleotides long. Its product is annotated as pentatricopeptide repeat-containing protein At2g13600-like. Gene Ontology annotation, biological process: RNA modification. The record is from RefSeq and is a predicted model, not a curated record. The transcript has 2 exons. Lineage: Eukaryota; Viridiplantae; Streptophyta; Magnoliopsida; Asparagales; Orchidaceae. Gene Ontology annotation, molecular function: protein binding; RNA binding. The coding region runs from base 89 to 2407 and encodes 772 amino acids.
CACAAAUUAUCUUCCCUAAAAAAAUUCCGUUUGGCGGUUUCAACAAAUAACUAGCUACCUCAGCCAUGCUAGUGAGCAACAUGAUGGAAUGAGUGCAAAAAGUAGACUAAUUUUCGGCCGCAUUUAUCAUUCCGCCAUCAGCUUUUCAACCGAAUCCCAAUCAAUCCCUAACUCUGAGUUAUCCUCUUCCUCUUCCAUUGCCGCUAUUUUCAAAUCCUUCAAGAAAAAACUAGCCGUUGGGAGCCUUUCAUUCACACCAAGCUCCUUCAAAUCCUACGUAGAGACCUGCGCUUCCCUUCUUCGGCGAUGCUCCUGCACCCAUCGCUUACUUGCCGGUCUAGCCCUCCAUGGCCACGCCGUCAGGUGCGGCAUAUCGGCAGACCGCUCGGUUUUCACCAAGCUUCUCACCAUGUACUCUGAAUGCAACCGCACAGCUGAUCGGAAUCUCAUAUUUAUUGAAUUUGCUGGUUCUGACAUAUUUUCGUGGAACUUUAUUAUCAAUGAUUUUGCCCGGAGUGGCGAUAUUGAUUCCGCGUCUAAGCUGUUUGAUGAAAUGCCUGAGAGAAAUGUGGUUUCGUGGACUAUAAUCAUUGAUGAACUCAUGAAAAGAGGGAGAGUUCAUGAUGCCAUGGGGCAUUUUGAAAGGUGUCCUUAUCAUACAGUUGUGUCAUAUACAGCGACGAUUAAUGGGUUGGCUCGAAAUGGAAUGUAUUUUGAUGGUUUAGUAAUGUUCCGUCAGAUGAUUAGGUGUGGUUUGAUGCCAAAUGAUGUAACUUUCACUUGUCUUAUUUCUGCUUGUGGUGUGAGUGGUGAAUUUGACUUAGCCAAGAGUAUUGUUGGAAUGAUUGUGAAGAAUAAAUUUGACCAGAAUUUAUCGGUUUGUAAUUCUCUGAUCACGUUGUAUCUCAGGAUGGGAGAUGUUGAAAUGGCAAGGAGAGUGUUUGAUGGAAUGGUGGAGAGGGACGUUGUUUCGUGGACUGCCUUGCUUGAUGUGUGUUUUCAAAUGGGUGAUCUGAAGGAAGCUUGCCAUGUUUUUGAUGAAAUGCCUGAUAAAAACGAGGUCACUUGGAGCAUGAUGAUAGCAAGGUAUAGCCAGAGUGGUGAGGCUUUGGAGGCAUCAAGGUUAUUUAAUCAAAUGCUUUGUAAUGGCUUUACACCAAAUGUCUCAUCCUUCGCUAGUGUGAUCAGUGCAUCAGCUAUUCUUGAAAAUUUGUUACUUGGGAGGAGUGUCCAUUCUCAUGUUGUGAAGUUUGGUUAUGAGAAUGAUGUCUUUGUUGCUAGUUCACUUAUAGACAUGUAUUCCAAGUGUGGGAAAUCAGAAGAUGCUCGUCGGCUCUUUGACUCUCUUUCUGUGAAGAACAUAGUGUGCUGGAAUGCGAUGGUUGGUGGUUAUUUCUAUGAUAGAAGAAUUUUAGAAGCUAAGCAUCUAUUUAAUGAAAUUUCUGAAAGAAAUGCUGCCUCAUGGAAUGCAAUGAUCUCUGGUUUUGUUCAGAAUGAGCUAUAUGAGGAUGCUUUAGAAACCUUUAAUGAGAUGCUAAGUUCAGGGCAAGAGCCAAAUAGGAUGACAUUCUCUAGUGUUCUACUAGCUUGUGCGAAUUUGCCUUCAUUGGAGAAAGGAAAGACCAUUCAUGGUAGGACUAUUAAGCUCGGGGUAGGAACUGAGAUUAUUGUUGGUACUGCACUUAUUGAUAUGUAUGCUAAAUCUGGAGACAUUGAGAGCUCUAAGAGUGUAUUUUCUUUGAUGCCUAAGAAGAAUGAGGUCUCCUGGACUGCCAUGAUCCAAGGGCUAGCAGACAGUGGACUGGCCUAUGAGUCAUUAGCUUUGUUUGAAGAGUUGAAAAAAACAGACAUUAGUCCAAGUGAACCAAUGUUCUUAUCUAUUCUCUUUGCUUGCUCUCAUUGUCGAUUGGUUGAUAAAGGGUUUCACUAUUUUGAAUCAAUGGACAAAGCAUAUGGAAUCACACCUACGGAGAAGCAUUACACUGCCAUGGUAGAUUUGCUUUCUAGAGCUGGGCUGCUGAGAGAGGCUGAGGAGUUUAUUAGGAAGAUGCCUAUCAAGCCUGAAGCUAACACAUGGGCAGCUCUGUUGAGUGGCUGUGUUACUCAUGGUAAUGAUGGAAUUGGUGAGAGAGCUGCCAAGAUGGUGAUAGACAUAGAGAGGCAAAGGACUGCAGGUUAUGUUCUGCUUUCGAAUAUAUAUGCUUCUGUUGAGAGAUGGAAGGAUGUGGCUAAGAUUAGAAUGCUUAUGAGAGCAACAGGAGUCAAGAAAGGUGGAGGCUGUAGUUGGAUUCAGAUAAGAGAGGGUUUCCAUGCAUUUUAUUGUUGGGACUUUAGUCAUCCUAAUGCUUUAGAGAUUUAUGAGGUUCUGGAACUUUUGAUUCCUGAAAUGGUACCUUUUUUGCUGUAGGAAGUUGGCAGAAAGUUCUCUUCAUCAAUUUGAAUACCAGUGAAGUUUUCAUUGUGGGAUUGAACCAUAGAAGAAAGAUUUGGGAAUAAUGGAGGAACUAAGAUUUUAGUGAGAGGGGGGCAAACAAUCUUAUCUUAAAGU